CUGCAGGCACCCUCUCCUCUGAAAUGUGGAAAAGGCUCCUUAUUUCCGCUUUUAAGGCGCAUGCGCAGAAGAUGCGAUCAAAUCCGACACAGGUCCUCAUGACGCGGCGGCACAGACAGCUGGAUAAGAGCUCAGCAGUUUCCAGAUAAAAAUGGCAGUGGAGAAGCGUCUGGCAUUCUCUAUUGUGCAGUUCCUACGAGAUCAAACACAUCAGGGCGCUUUGAAUUCUGAUGAGCAGGAGAGCCUCGAAGUUGCCAUACAGUGUUUGGAGACGACCUUUAAGAUCGGCUCCAGUGACUCCCACCUCGCUGUGCCACAGCCUCUGACAGAAAUAUUCCUCAACUCCCUGCUUAAGAAUGACAAUAUUACCAUACCAGAGACCUCCCCAUCUCCAGAAGACAUUGAAAGAGCGGAGCAACUUAAAAAUGAAGGGAACAACCACAUGAAAGAAGAGAACUACAGAUGUGCAGUGGAGUGCUACACAAAGGCCAUUGACCUGGACCUGAGAAACGCUGUGUACUACUGCAACAGGGCGGCGGCUCACAGUAAACUGGGAAACUACACAGAGGCAACUGGUGACUGCGAGAGAGCCAUUGGGAUUGACCCUACCUACAGCAAAGCGUACGGGAGGAUGGGUCUGGCUCUGACAGCCAUGAACAAGUAUCCAGAGGCAAUCUCCUUCUUCAAGAAAGCUUUGGUAUUAGAUCCAGAUAAUGAUACCUAUAAAUCCAACCUGAAGAUAGCGGAGCAGAAGCAGAAAGAAGCAAGCAGCCCAAUAGCUGCUGGAUUGGGUUUCGACAUGGCUAGUUUAAUCAACAACCCUGCCUUCAUCAGCAUGGCUGCAAGCGUGAUGCAGAACCAACAAGUGCAACAGCUUAUGUCAGGAAUGAUGUCUAAUGCAGUCGGGGGUCCUGCAGCAGGAGUCGGGGGACUGUCGGACAUCUCCAGUUUGAUUGAAGCGGGUCAACAGUUUGCGCAGCAGAUCCAGCAGCAGAACCCCGAGCUGAUCGAGCAGCUGAGGAACCACAUCCGGAGCCGCUCGUUCAGCGGCAGCGCGGAGGAGCACUCCUGAUCUGAUAAGUCUCACAUUUUUUUCCUCCAAGGAAGGGCAACCAUGGCGCGAUUACAAUCUCUACACCCAUUUCUUGAAAUCAAAUCCCCGGCACAGCUGGAACGAAGAGACAAGGAUCGGGUUGAAGGCACUUUACUGUGAAUACAAACUCUGAGGCGGAGAGAGGUGAAGACCUAGAGACUGGACCAUGAAAUGAAGCAUCCUAUACAUGAAGGGCAAAACACACUUGAAACACUUAAUCAUAAAAAGAGCCAAGAGGCGCAUUCACACCGCAGUACUUUUCCCACAAAGGUUCAUGAGAACUUAGUUCAUGAGAACUCUUUUGUCGCGUUCACACCAAAAAGAGCCGGUACUAAAAUGAGUUCAUGAGAACCUUUUUACCCCCACGAUGCAGGGACUUUCGUGCGGCUCUCUUGUGA
Messenger RNA from Gymnodraco acuticeps, 1491 nucleotides. RefSeq names its product small glutamine-rich tetratricopeptide repeat (TPR)-containing, beta (gene sgtb). Gene Ontology annotation, biological process: post-translational protein targeting to endoplasmic reticulum membrane. Lineage: Eukaryota; Metazoa; Chordata; Actinopteri; Perciformes; Bathydraconidae. The transcript has 12 exons. The record is from RefSeq and is a predicted model, not a curated record. The coding region runs from base 152 to 1072 and encodes 306 amino acids. Gene Ontology annotation, molecular function: protein binding; molecular adaptor activity. Gene Ontology annotation, cellular component: membrane; TRC complex.